CGGCGGCAACAGCUGAGAAGCAGCGGCUCCAGGCCGAAGCAGACGCAGAUACCCAGGCUCGCCGCAAGGAAGCCCAGGAUCUGCUACAGCGGCAUGAAGUCGCCAGCAUCGAAAAACUCAAGUUUUGGCACUUUGAACCAUCCGAGGAGCAACGACGACACGACACUGGAGGAACAGCACAAGGAAUUCAUGGCCAAACUCGUGACUCGGUUGGUUUACACUUGUAACCACCUGCAGUUCGAGCUGGCGAACCUCCAGCGGGCCGUGCGGAACCACAAGGCUCAGCACGAGGAUGCAGCACGGGCACUUGACUCCUGUGUACAGGACUUGGAGCAAACUGCACCAAGACCGGAGGCUGGCGAGUCGAGCAGUGCACCCUCUGCCCGCCAACUGGAGGAACGCGUCGAUCACGUAGUGGCAAUGCUAGGUGAUAUUAGCACCUUCGUAGCGCCAGACACCAUCAGCCAACAGUUGGACACACUGAAGACCAAGAUCAGGCAGCGACAACAGCCGCCUGACCUCGAUCGCAGCACCAGCACGGCGAAGCAUUACAAGAUGCCGACGUUCCGGAUCGAGAAGUUUGAUGAUUACACACAUCAAGACCCGGUCGUCUCGUGGCAAGAAUUCACAACGGAGUUGGGGAUUCAUGAGGUCCCCGAACAUCUGUUCAUCGGCGCACUGUUCUUUAACGCUAGGGGAGGAUGUCAGAUCUGGCUCAUCCAUAUGGCAACCGUCCACGGCGUCCAGGUCUUCGACCUACACAAGGUCUCCUGGGAGGAUCUGACAAAAGAAUGGAAGAAGCGGUUCAUCGUGGACGACGCCCCGGCGCUCUCCAUCAACCGCAUCUUCACGAUGGCUCAAGGAAAUACAGCGACACGUU
Messenger RNA from Chara braunii, 880 nucleotides. Lineage: Eukaryota; Viridiplantae; Streptophyta; Charophyceae; Charales; Characeae. The record is from the annotation of a GenBank genome assembly.